Mytilus trossulus (common blue mussel) is the source of this 2743-nucleotide messenger RNA. RefSeq names its product ATP-dependent RNA helicase DHX33-like. Bases 251 to 2266 code for a protein of 671 amino acids. The record is from RefSeq and is a predicted model, not a curated record. Gene Ontology annotation, biological process: positive regulation of transcription by RNA polymerase I. The transcript is spliced from 20 exons. Gene Ontology annotation, molecular function: ATP binding; double-stranded RNA binding; helicase activity. NCBI's taxonomy places the organism in Eukaryota, Metazoa, Mollusca, Bivalvia, Mytilida, Mytilidae. Gene Ontology annotation, cellular component: nucleolus; intracellular anatomical structure.
UUAAAAAUUAUUGACAACACUAUAUCAUGAAAUUCUUUUGAAUUCAGAUCGAUAAUUUGAUGAUGAAGCGAAAUACUAUUUAUUUGAUUUAAGACAGAUGAUCUCGAAUUUAUUGAACGAAACACCAUCACAAUAAAAUCUGUCUUUUACUAUGAAUGUUUUGUAAAUAACCACACACGUGCUGUGAAAGAUCUACCAUGUGUUUUCUGUUUAUGGUAUUUAUAGGAAACUAAGUUGUAAUAAAGGAAAAAUGCCAAGUGAAGAACCACCAUUCAAAAAGAAGAAGCUGAAUAGUCAACACAGCCAUAGUCAUGCAUCACAAAAUGGAUUUGUUAAUAAUUAUAAACUGCAACAAGAAAGAAGAAGGCUUCCAAUUUUCCCUGCCAAACACAAACUUACACAACAAAUCAGAAGUCUGGACACUGCCAUUAUUAUAGGAGAAACAGGAAGUGGAAAAACUACCCAGAUUCCCCAGUUUUUGCAUGAAGCAGGAGUCCAUAGAGGAUCAAUUAUAGCAGUGACUCAGCCAAGAAGAGUAGCUGCUAUAACUGUAUCCCAAAGAGUUGCUCAGGAAUCUGGUACCCUACUUGGGCAUUUGGUGGGGUACUCAGUAAGAUUUGAAGAUGUCACAUCAGAAUCAACCAAAAUAAAAUACAUGACGGAUGGUAUGUUACUCAGGGAAUCAACAUUAGAUCCACUUAUGAAGAGGUAUUCAAUAAUUGUACUAGAUGAAGCUCAUGAAAGAACAAUUCACACAGAUGUCUUAUUUGGAGUUGUUAAAAAGGCACAAAGAGAUAGAAAAAAGAAAGGACUGAAGCCAUUAAAGAUAAUAGUUAUGUCUGCUACAAUGGAUGUUGAUCAUUUCUCUAAUUACUUCAACAAAGCACCUGUUUUAUACCUGGAAGGUAGACAGUAUCCAGUACAGGUAUUUUACUCCACCACAACUCAGUCAGACUAUGUUAUGGCAGCUGUUGUAACGCUAUUCCAGUUACAUAGAGAUCAUCCACCUAACCAAGAUGUCCUAAUAUUUAUGACUGGACAAGAAGAGAUUGAGUCAACUGUCCGGUGUAUACGAGAUAUAUCUAAAGACAUGGUAGGAGAAGGGCCUCCAUUAGUUGUCUGCCCUUUGUAUGCUGCACUACCGUCUCAUCUACAGUUAAAAGUUUUCAAUAAAACAGCAGAGGGAUCCAGAAAAGUGAUAGUAGCCACUAAUAUAGCGGAGACAUCUGUGACCAUACAUGGCAUCAAAUUUGUGAUAGACACAGGAGUUGUCAAAGCAAAAUUGUACAACCCUAACAGUGGCCUUGACCUGUUAAAGGUUGUGAGAAUAUCAAAAGCUCAGGCUUUACAGAGGACAGGAAGAGCUGGGCGAGAAAGUUCUGGAACUUGUUAUAGAAUUUAUACAGAAGAAGAAUUUGACAGUUUUAAGAAAAAUACUGUACCAGAAAUCCUCAGGUGUAAUUUGUCCAGUGUUGUACUACAGUUACUUGCCCUUGGUAUCUCAGACAUUGUUAACUUUGAUUUUAUGGACAAACCAUCGAUAGAGUCAUUGAUAGGUGCAGUUCAUCAGUUGCACAGUUUAGGGGCAGUAACUAAAGAAGACUGCAUUAAGUUGACUCCACUGGGUAAACAGAUGGUAUCAUUUCCAUUAGAUCCCAGACUUUCUAAGACUGUACUCAUAGCUAAGGAUAACCACUGCUUAGAAGAGAUAUUGAGUAUUGUGAGCAUGCUGUCAGUAGAUUCUGUAAUGUUUACACCACAAAGUAAAAGAGAAGAAGCCUUAGAGACCAGGAAGAAGUUUAUCUCCAGUGAUGGUGAUCACGUGACAUACCUCAAUAUUUAUAGAGCUUUCAAGAGUGUUAGAGGAAACAAGGAGUGGUGUCAUGAGAACUUUAUAAACUUAAGAAAUAUGAGACUUGCCUUGGAAGUGAGGAAACAGUUACGAGGGAUCUGUGUUAAGUUAGAGCUACCAAUAGAAUCAUGCGGACAGGAUUUCAGUGUUCUCAGAAAAUGUCUGGCUUUUGGUUUCUUCAUGAAUGCCGCUGAACUACAGAAAGAAGGAGAUUUUAUUUCUCUGUCCAGCAGGAAACCAGUAUCUAUUCAUCCCUCAUCAUCAUUGUUUAUGUGUAAACCUGCCUAUGUAAUAUAUAAUGAACUCAUACAGACCACCAAAUGUUACAUGAGGGACUUAAGUGUUGUAGAUCCAGAAUGGUUAUAUGAAGCAGCUCCACAUUAUUUCAGGAAAAAGAAACCUAAACCAGGAUGAUUUCCUUCACAGAGUAUCUUCAGACUAGUGCAAUAAGACAAUGUCUUCAUUAUGUCAGAACCAAAAUGAAUGAAAUCUUGUAUAAAUGGGACAUUCUUACAGUGGGUAUAUGUUUGAAAGGAAAUUGAAGAUAUUAAGAGGGUAUAUGUUUGAACGGAAAUUGAAGAUAUACAUAUAAAGAAUGAAAGAUUGAUUUGAAAGUUUACAGUGGCAUACAGUUAUUGAACCUAUAGAGAUCUAGUCAUAUUACAACUAAAUGUAUUGGUUAUUUUAUUGAUUAGUGUGAUAUUAUUAGAUACAGUACUUUUGAGAUCAGGAGGUGAAAGGUGGAAGUUUGAUAUUUUUAGCUUGGAUUCAACAAUACAUAUUUUGAAAGUGCCUUGUAAACCAUGUGAUGUUAUGUCUUUGUCAUUGGUUGUUAAUAUGUUUUUGUUUAAGUUUGUUUUACUUCCUUAUAUGAAUAAAAGUUGAAAAUGA